CUCUCGCAGCUACUUUUUGUUCGACAUACGCGAAUCACCUCCAAAUCCCAACUUCUUUUCUCUCAUUCUUUUUGCUUUACAUUUCGUGCCAUGGAGGCGCCGCAGACGCCGCAGGACGCGCUCCAUAUGAGUGCGCUCGCGUCUCAGAAUGCCGCUGCGACGAGGAAUCUUUACUCUCGGCUGGAAUUGUCCAACGGCAAGCGCCAGAAGCUCGAAGGCGUGUUUGAAGACGCCGUUAUGAAGCGUCGAUUCGAGGCCGAAUACGCGGCUGUACAGACUCUUCCCGAGGCGCUCGCGGCGAAGCAACCAUCGAAACAACCCCUGCGGAAGACAGCGGCCAAGGCUGGAGGGCCGGCGCGAAAAGCACCCAAACUUCUCGAGGCUGGACCUGGAGCAUCAUCGGCAGCGUCCAAGGCAAACGGAGACGAGGCGACCAUCUCGACAACGACGGUACCGCAGAGCAUGAGCUUGACAGUCAGAGGAUCACCGGCUAUCCAGCAAGUCAAGCCCGAAUGGCAUCCCCCGUGGAAGCUGAUGAGGGUCAUCUCAGGCCACCUGGGGUGGGUGCGCAGCUUGGCAGUCGAGCCGGGGAACAAGUGGUUUGCUAGCGGUGCUGGCGACAGGACGAUCAAGAUCUGGGAUCUCGCGACGGGAUCGCUGCGAUUGACAUUGACGGGACACAUCAGCACCGUGCGUGGCCUGGCUGUGUCUCCAAGACACCCAUAUCUUUUCUCCUGCGGCGAGGACAAGAUGGUCAAGUGCUGGGAUCUGGAGACGAACAAGGUUAUCCGCCACUACCAUGGCCACCUCAGCGGCGUCUACACAUUGGCCCUCCAUCCGACGCUGGAUGUUCUGGUGACGGGUGGUCGAGAUGGCGUUGCCCGAGUCUGGGACAUGCGAACGCGCAGCAACAUCCAUGUUUUGUCGGGCCAUACUGGUACUGUGACAGAUGUCAAAUGCCAAGAGGCAGAUCCUCAGGUGAUUUCAGCAUCAUUGGACUCUACUGUCAGGCUUUGGGAUCUGGCGGCCGGAAAGACCAUGGGCGUUCUCACCCACCACAAGAAGGGCGUCCGCGCCUUGGCUGUCCACCCUACUGAAUUUACCUUUGCAUCGGGUAGCAGCGGCAGCAUCAAGCAGUGGAAAUGCCCGGAAGGCGCUUUCAUGCAGAACUUUGAGGGCCACAAUGCCAUCAUCAACACUAUGAGUGUAAAUAGCAACAAUGUUUUCUUCUCAGGUGGUGAUAAUGGCUCAAUGAGCUUCUGGGACUGGAAAUCAGGCCAUCGAUUCCAAUCUUUUGAGACAACAGCACAGCCGGGCUCAUUAGACGCCGAGUCAGGCAUCAUGAGCUCGACGUUUGACCGCUCUGGACUGCGUCUCAUCACGGGCGAGGCUGACAAAACUAUCAAAAUAUGGAAACCAGAUGAGAAGGCGUCAGAGGAGACGCAUCCGAUACAAUGGACGCCAACAUUGGCGCAGAGGAAAUUUUAGCCAGGAGUUUAUGGAAAUGAUAAUUGGUUUUGUUGCUUAAUUCUCGAUUUUGAAGUAUAUAUAUCAAGCGGCAACGGAAGAAUAAUAGAUCUUGCACCGCAAAUCACAGGCGGGUGGAUGGAUGCAUGUUUUAUAUGGCAUUUUUUAUGCAUUUCUGAAUCUCUUGGAGUGGGAAUGGCUGGGCAAGACGACACAUGUACUAAUUAUUUUGGGGUAAUAUUGGUAAAACAAAUGCGUCGACGUUGCCAAUGUAAACAUUAAAGGUGCAUUAU
Messenger RNA from Trichoderma asperellum CBS 433.97, 1760 nucleotides. RefSeq names its product pre-mRNA-splicing factor prp46 (gene PRP46). Gene Ontology annotation, cellular component: catalytic step 2 spliceosome; precatalytic spliceosome; Prp19 complex. NCBI's taxonomy places the organism in Eukaryota, Fungi, Ascomycota, Sordariomycetes, Hypocreales, Hypocreaceae. Gene Ontology annotation, molecular function: protein binding. Gene Ontology annotation, biological process: mRNA splicing, via spliceosome. The record is from RefSeq and is a predicted model, not a curated record.